Messenger RNA from Ciona intestinalis (vase tunicate), 1899 nucleotides. NCBI's taxonomy places the organism in Eukaryota, Metazoa, Chordata, Ascidiacea, Phlebobranchia, Cionidae. The record is from RefSeq and is a predicted model, not a curated record.
UAUCAAAAACUUCCCCCCAAAACCAACAGUCUUAGCAUUUUGUUUGUUGUUGCUUUAUUUAAGCUUUAGAGAUAUUAACAUGGUCGCGGUACCCUGGUUUUAUGUGUUUGGCUGCUUGUGUAAUAUUUGUAUUUCUACAGGUUUUGUUUACGUUUAGUUUGAACAUUUGGAAAAAUUUUAGAUUUGAAAAUUUUGUAAUUUUGAAAAUUUGGAAGAAUUUCCCCUGAAAUUGAUCGAACAUGGGUUCGGAAACAGAAGUCGAACAAAUUGUUGACAAACUUCAAGAUUUUUGCGACAACUUCGUCCAAAAUCAUGGCAUGGAAAAAAUCCAUGAAAAAACAGCCAUGGUAAAGCAAGAAGUAGAUUCUACAAUUGCUAUGUUAAAGACAUUGGAAGAAAGAUGCCAGAAAACCACAUUCAUGCUGCAGUAUGCGCGUGCGUUAAAUGUAUUACCGGACUACUCAAGGGAGUGCGAGGACUAUUUAUCGAAAGUUGUAAAACGCGACCCGUCGAUUAUACGAGGAUGGAACUUGUUGGGGGAAACGUUCUGGAAAAAAGGUGAUAUAGGGGCAGCUAAGGACUGUUUUGAGGGGGGGCUCAAGAGGAAAAAGGAUAAAGUCAGUUUGAGGUCGUUAUCGAUGGUUUUACGUCAAUUAAAAGCUGAUAAAUUUGGUGAUGAGCAGAAGAACGUGAUAUCAAGUGUUGAGAUGGCUAAGGAUGCUGUUGGUAUGGAUGUGGAGGAUGGGAUGUCGUGGUAUAUACUCGGAAACGCUUAUUUAUCGCUCUUCUUUGUCACUGAACAGAAUCCUAAGGUAUUGGCAAUGGCAUUGGAAGCUUAUUCAAAAGCUGAGAAAGUAGAAAAGAGGUCAACCCAUAACCCUGAUCUACACUUCAAUAGAGCUAUGGCAUAUAGAUACGAGGAAUCAUACCAACUUGCACUAGAAGGCCUCACUACGGCUGAUCAACUAGACCCCACAUGGGGAAGCCCCCGAACAAAGAUUAAUGAAAUAUUUAAUUAUUUGGAUAAAGUAAACGAUCUGGUUGAAAAAAAGGGGAAAAUGAAAUCGAAACGACUUCAAAAUAUGAUCAAGUCAAUCAAAGAAACUAAUUUAGGCCCUUACAGUGGUGGUUCCUUCACUUUCAAUGGCAAGCAACAGAAACUUGAAUAUAUUCCAUUAUCCUCUCUGAAGGAAGGGGCCAACCCUGAAAAGGUUAUAAUGGGCAAGGUUGUAUGCAACAUGGCCGACAUCACAUUGGUUCCAUUCACGUUUGCAAUUAUUGAUCAUAAUGGUGAUUGUUACGCUGUGACUGUGUAUAACCUGGCUAGGGGCAAAGGAAUGAUAAUUGGUGAUUCUGUCGCGAUACCGGAACCCUUCAUGACUCAUCAUAAAAUUGAAUGGAGCGUUACUGCUGACUCAGCAAAAAAAUGGGACUUUCGUAACAUAAGAGUCGAUAACCCUAUUGUUCUAAUUGUUAACGGACGUAAACUAACACAGGAGCAUUGUGGGUCAACAAUCGCUGCGAUGAUACCUAGUCAGGCGUCGUGAUUAGGCGUGACAUAAACAUAUUAUAAAUGUCAGCAGAGCGUUUCAAAAACAUAGAAAUGUUGCCAGAUGAAUAUUCACAAAAUUGCUGUGUCUGGCGUAACAUGAACAUAUUAUAAAAUGCUGGUGGAAAUUGUGCGAAAAUAUAACUAUUAUAAAAUACUGAUAUAAUAUUGAGUGGAAAUUUGUGAAAUAUGGAGUGAAAUUCUAUAUGAGUUGGUUCUAUAGAAUUAUCCCAGAUUUGGUUCAUUAGUUAUAUUGUCAUGAAAUAGAAAUAUUAUAAAUGCAGUAAGAUAUCUAUUGCAACAUGAGAUAUCUAUGUUUGAUGUGUUUCGUAUAUUGCUGCUGUGUUGUU